Molecule: messenger RNA, 1269 nt
Organism: Fraxinus pennsylvanica
Lineage: Eukaryota; Viridiplantae; Streptophyta; Magnoliopsida; Lamiales; Oleaceae
Source: the annotation of a GenBank genome assembly
AUGGCAGCUAUCCCCCAUCCGAACCCGAACCCGAACCCGAAUUUCCUCUCACCCAUGCUCCAGCCUUACCUUGAACAGCAGCAACAAUUUCCACCCGACCCGCCGGAUGAAGAAACUGCCAAUGAAACCGCUAACGAAAGUCACAUGUCUUUUACGAAUAAUUCAAUUGUCUCAAAUCCGAAUUCGAAUCAGGGUUUGAUUGAUCGGUCGACGCCGGCACUCCUCCAUGUGUCGUUCAAUCAGGACUAUGGCUGCUUUGCUGCUGGCAUCGAUCGCGGGUUCCGUAUAUACAAUUGCGAUCCCUUUCGCGAGAUCUUUCGACGGGAUUUUGAUGGUAAUGGUGGAAUCGGGGCAGUUGAGAUGCUAUUCCGUUGUAAUAUCCUUGCCCUUGUCGGCGGUGGCGAUUCUCCUCAGUAUCCGCUUAAUAAGGUUAUGAUCUGGGAUGAUCAUCAGAGUCGGUGUAUCGGGGAGCUUUCGUUUAGGUCGGAGGUUCGUGGGGUUCGAUUGAGGAGGGACCGGAUUGUGGUCGUCCUUGAGCAGAAGAUAUUUGUGUAUAAUUUUGCGGAUUUGAAGCUGUUGCAUCAGAUUGAGACUAUUGCGAACCCUAAGGGGCUAUGUGCGGUGUCGCACGUGGCUGGAUCAUUUGUGUUGGUGUGUCCUGGGCUGCAGAAGGGACAAGUUAGGGUGGAGCAUUAUGCCUCGAAGAGGACUAAGUUUGUUAUGGCUCAUGAUUCGAGGAUUGCAUGCUUUACGCUAUCUCAAGAUGGGAAUUUACUUGCCACUGCCAGCACAAAGGGUACUCUGGUUCGAAUUUUCAAUACACAUGAUGGGACUUUAGUACAGGAGGUAAGGAGGGGAGCAGACAGAGCAGAAAUAUACAGCCUAGCGUUUUCACCUACUGCCCAUUGGCUUGCAGUUUCUAGUGAUAAGGGCACUGUUCAUGUUUUCAGCCUUAAGAUUAAUGCAGAAAACCUUGGAAAUGCUAGGUCAAGCAGUCCUCCAGGUUCAAAUUCUGCCGUGACUUCGCCAAGUUCAUCACUCUCUUUCAUUAAAGGAGUACUCCCCAAGUAUUUUAGCUCUGAAUGGUCAGUGGCUCAGUUUCGUUUAAUUGAAGGUUCUCAAUAUAUCGUUGCAUUUGGUCAUCAAAAGAACACGGUUGUAAUUCUUGGCUUGGAUGGAAGUUUUUAUAGGUGCAAAUUUGACCCAGCAACCGGUGGAGAGAUGACUCAGCUGGAAUAUCAUAAUUUCCUUAAGCCUGAUGAAAGCUAG